Messenger RNA from Ophidiomyces ophidiicola, 1803 nucleotides. RefSeq lists its product as uncharacterized. The transcript has 10 exons. The coding region runs from base 1 to 1803 and encodes 600 amino acids. Gene Ontology annotation, molecular function: ATP binding; ATP-dependent protein folding chaperone. The record is from RefSeq and is a predicted model, not a curated record. Lineage: Eukaryota; Fungi; Ascomycota; Eurotiomycetes; Onygenales; Onygenaceae.
AUGGCCAAUACUCAGGAAAGCGGUUAUUUUAACGCCCAUAAGAUCAUUGUUGGAGUGGACUAUGGAACCACAUUUACUGGGGUUGCCUAUGUUACUACCGCCAAAAAUGAUAUCGAUGAUAUAGUUGUUAUUACCAGUUGGCCUGGAACCGGUCGCCACUCUGAGACUGUGUUCAAAGUUCCAUCUCGGAUCGCAUAUCCUGAUGAAAACUACAAAAUUCAAGAUAUCAAGUGGGGCUUUCAAGUAGAGCCUCGGAUGACCUCUUAUUCCUGGACUAAGCUGCUUCUUGACAAGAAUGGGCCAGCAGCAGAGUUCGAUGACGAAACACUUGCCCUGCAGGCGGCGGUUGGUAUGCCAGUGCUAAGAUUACCGAAGAACAAAGACGCCGUAUCUGUCGCUGGGGACUUCUUGAAGGCUAUCUAUAAGCAUACAAUAAACAUUCUUGAAAAGCAGAUAUCAGAAAAGACUCUAGCAGUUACCCCUCUUGAAUUCUGGUUUACCAUGCCAGCCAUCUGGUCCGAUGAGGCGCAAAGUGCAACUAGAGAAGCCGCUAUGCAAGCUGGGUUUGCUUCCCGUCGUGGUGAUCAGAUUUUUAUGAUAACAGAGCCGGAAGCUGCUGCACUAGCUGCGCUCAAACGCAGCGCGUCUGCCGGCCCAUUAAUGUGCCCUAAAGAGGGCGAUGGAAUUUUGAUUUGUGAUUGUGGCGGGGGUACAGUGGAUAUUACCACGUAUAGGAUCAUAGGCGUUUAUCCAAGGCUCACUUUUGAAGAGCUAUGUACAGGAACAGGUGCAAAAUGCGGGUCUACCACAAUUGACCGGGAAUUUUACAAACUGAUGUCAAAACGGUUCGGGGACGCCUUUGAUCGACUACCUCUAAAAUUAAAAGGUCCUGGAAGUGAAUUCAUGAACGCCUUUGAGCGGAUCAAACAAGAUUUUGGUUAUUCAACAGUGGGAGAUGAAAUAUAUGAAUUACCACUAGACAUGUCGACUGAAGACGCCCUACCAAAAUAUUUCGAUGAAGACGAACGUCUAGUCAAGAUUUCCCAGCAAGAUGUUUGCAACCUCUUCGAUCCGGUUGUAGAACGGGUAAAAGCACUUGUCCUUCAACAAAUUGGAGCAGCAAAUCUUGAUGCAGCAGAGGAUGUCAUCAAUAAAAUAAUUUUGGUUGGUGGGUUUGGCGAUUCAGAGUAUUUGAGAAAAGCUUUGAAACAGCAUUUUACCGCGACGAGCGAUAUUCAACUUAUAGUUCCUCAGUACCCACAAGCCGCGAUUGUGAAAGGUGCUGUUUUGAGAGGCCUUGAAGGUGUGCGUCCGACCACGCGGCGGUGUCGUCGUCAUUAUGGUUUUUGUUAUGUUGCUCCCUUCAGGAAGGGGGUCGAUGAUGAGGCAAAAGCAACUUUCUGUGAAUUUUACGGAACUAAAUUUGGGCCACCAAGAAUGAACUGGAUGAUAGAAAAGGGGGAAAAAGUUUUGGAAAAUACAUGUCAACGCGUAGAACUGUAUAGAUCUAGCACUGUUCCGUUUACAAAAAUCUCCACCUGCCUCUAUUCCUGCAGCCUGGACGAUGCGCCGCAAGAUCCCAGUCACCAAAGGGUCAAUAUUGUGGGUAACAUUGUUUCCGAUGUUUCAAACAUUAGUUCGCCCUUUAUUGAAUCCAAAAUCAACCAGAAUGGCGUCCGUGUUUAUGCACUGCAUUUUGAAAUUGAGAUGCAUUUUGGGGCGAAGGAGGGUGUUCUGAAAUUCAAAACAGUUGUGGGUGGGAAUGUCGUCGGAGAAGCAGAGAUUGAUUUCUCGAAGAACUAA